Messenger RNA from Oncorhynchus masou masou (cherry salmon), 2721 nucleotides. Its product is annotated as leucine-rich repeat-containing protein 27-like. NCBI's taxonomy places the organism in Eukaryota, Metazoa, Chordata, Actinopteri, Salmoniformes, Salmonidae. Bases 213 to 1679 code for a protein of 488 amino acids. The transcript has 12 exons. The record is from RefSeq and is a predicted model, not a curated record. Gene Ontology annotation, molecular function: protein binding.
UUGUACUCAGUGUUUGAUUAUUGACACGCCCUGUAUUUGAUGUUGUCCUGCCACCACGGUUACCAUGGUAAUAGCUGAUCACACGACAGGUUGGCUAACUACUAGCUAGCUAGCCAUCAUGGGCGUUGACAAUUUCAAGAUGGCACUUUGAUGAUGGGCUGAAGGAUACAACUGCUUACAAACUGACCAAAUGAGAUAACAGCACAGCAGCAAUGUCUUCCUUAGAAAAGGAAAUUACUGACCUUCAUUUAAGCCUUGAUUGUGGUGAUAAUGCUGUGAAAACACAUACCCCGCACAUUCUACCAGAGUGUGUUGGACCUAUACAGAUCACUGAGUAUGUCACAUCUGACACCCAAUAUUUCAGCAGAAGAAACUUCAAAUAUGUUGUGGAUUGCAUUUUGAAGAACACUACUUUAAAGAAUUUGUAUCUUGAAGGUAAUGAAAUAUCCAGGCUUCCGGAUACGCUGUUCACCAGUUUGUCAAACUUGGUGUGGUUAGAUCUCAGAAAUAACCAAAUCACAGCCCUUCCUGCGAAAAUUGGUCUACACAGAUGUCUGAAAACGUUGCUGCUAGAAGGGAAUCCUAUCACAGAGCUUCCACUGGAAUUGGGUAACGUGAUUACUCUCAAGGCCCUGAGUUUGAGGCAUUGCCCCAUCACGUUUCCACCUCAAGAGGUUGUGGGGCAGGGCCUCCAAUGCAUCCUACAGUACCUACGGAGUGCCAUGGCCGAACGACCGGUUAGUGUGCGGAACUCUCUUCCAGACAUGCCCCAAGUGGAGAAGCUACAGUUGACAGAGCUUGUAAAGUCCAGUUUGGACCUUUGUGAAGAGGUGGUGGAUGAAGAUGAACUGCAGAGGUUCAGAGAGCUGAGGCAGAAGAUGAGCCAAAUGGACAGAGCUGAGUUGGGCUAUGCCCUCCCUAUUUCACGCCUCCCUAGAGCAGCAGAGGGUGAUAGAGGCCACAAGACAUACCCUCUGCCCGUCAUUAAAAGAAAGAAAGAGAUUACCAGGGGAAAUAUAUUUCCCGAGCUCCCUCCCUUUGACAUGCAGUACUGGAAGAGGUCAGAGGAGAGAAGACUGGCUGCAAUGAAAGAGCUUAAAGAAAAACAAGCCAUUCUUGAACAAAGGAGGAAUUUCAGAAAGCAGGGGUGUAUUGUGUCAAAUUGGCAUUUGAUGAAGUCCCAGAAAGGGAGGGAUCAAUAUUAUGUGUCUGCAAAGGCCAAUGCAAAUAAGGGAGACCAAGAGCUCCUCAAGGAAUGGCGUACUCAUGCUAGGGUCAUGCAGGAGAGGAAAAUCUUAGAACACAAGCAGGAAAGGCGUGAGAGACAUAGAAGAGAAGAGGUACCGAUAAAUGCUCCAUAUGCCACAGAGUCUCUGUGUAGUGUUGUUGAAAGUGGUGAGGUCAAGACCCACAACCCCCCACCAAAGAGGAUCCAGAGACAGAGAUCGUUCCUGUCCCAGAAGGAACACGAGGAAGCCAGGGCAGCCCGCGACCGGGAGUUAGAGCAGCGGAUCAGGAGCCAUGUUCAGAUGAUCCAGGAGAGGCGCAGGAGGCCCAGUGGCACUGCUCAAGAGGAGACAGAAGCUGCAAGGCAGGACAUGGAGGAAGUGUUUCUUUCUUUGUGGUUUUCUUCCAUUGCUUCUGUUUCAGGCCAAGAGAUUGCAGUCAGAACUUGCUGAGAGGAAACAGGAGAGCGACAUCGAGUAUCGAUUCAUCGCAUUUACUGGGGAGAACUCACCAAGAUGCUAUGACAAGUGAAAGUAUUUGUGUGUAGACCUACUGCCAUUUAGAAUUGUUGCCGUAUUAAAUGAAUUGACAUUGUAUGCAAAGAAGUCAUACAGGACAGGGUAGUAUGGAAUUAUAGCACUCUACAAACAGUUUACAAUGGCAUCCGAUACCCAUUCAUCAAUAAACAUUUCAGCCUGUUACACACACAUCAUUAGUUAAGUGUAAAGUGCUUGUGUUCCAAGAUAAACACACCCUCAUUCAUCAAGUCAAUCAGUGCUAAAUAGCAGCCUAAUAGGUCACUGUAUUUCAGGUCCUUGCAACUGUACAGCAGCUAUACAGGGAUUGAUCAUGUAUACUUAUUUGACUGUAUGUGUGCCUAUAGCCUAAAUUCAGUGCUUGACUUUGACUUCAAUAGGUUCCGGUACUCCUUUUGGGUGCUGGAACUGUUUAUACUGUUUAUAUUAAGGUGCAGAAGCUCUAUAAGAGUAUUCUAUAAGAGGAACAGGAGCUCAAGCAGUAGAGCUCCUGCCCAAAUUACUUAUUGAUGCAGUUGGCUUGGAUACAGACAGUAAAUAUGGGGGUGAUUCAUGUAAACCAGGGCAGUUUGAAGGUAGGAAUAUAUGUAAUUUGGAAUGGCACGAUAAAAAAAUGGCCUGACGAUAACAUUAAAAUGGAAGGGGGAAAUGUAUCGGGGGGCGGCUGGUAGCUUAGUGGUUAGAGUGCUGGGCCAUUUGCCGGUGUUUGCUCGAUCGAAUCCCUGAGCUGAGAAGGUAAACAUCUUUCGGUCUGUGCCUGAACAAGGCAGGUAACCCACUGUUCCUAGGAUGUCAGUGUAAAUAAAAUAAAAAUUGUUCUUAACUGACUUGCCUAGUUAAAUUACAUUUUAAAAAUGUAUUAGCUAGAUAAUAACUAAUAGUGAUGAAAUAGCUAUUGUUCUGAAAUGGUGGCUACAUGAGCCAACAAUAAACGGAAAGCCAAACGGUAUAAUUUUAA